This is a messenger RNA of Lathyrus sativus (Indian pea), 705 nucleotides long. NCBI's taxonomy places the organism in Eukaryota, Viridiplantae, Streptophyta, Magnoliopsida, Fabales, Fabaceae. The record is from the annotation of a GenBank genome assembly.
AUGUUGAGUGCGUGGAAGUUAAAGAAUCUGGUGGAAGUCCAUGAGCUAAGCAAGAACUUGUUUCUAUUCUGUUUCGCAACAAAGAGAGAUCUCGAAGGAUUUCUAAAUAAUGGCCCAUGGAGUUUUGAUUGGAACUUACUUGUCUUAAGCAGGGUGUCCACUAUGGCAAAGAAACUUGGGGGUGUCUUAGGGAAAUUUGAGGAGCUAGAUUCCAAAGAGGCCCAUAGAAAUGGAAGGUUCUUAAGGAUAAAAGUAAACAUCGAUUUGAAGAAACCGUUGAAAAUAGGGACAAUGGUGAGGUUCAAAGAGAAGAUCUUGCGGGUCCAUUUCAAAUACGAGUGCCUCCCAACUUUCUGCUUCAUAUGCGAGAGAGUUGGUCAUCAAUUAAAAGACUGUAAACCAGUGGGGGAUCUUAGUAAGGAGGGUUUCGAGGUUUUGGAGGAACAAGACUUGGCUUUUGGGGCGUGUUUGCGAGCAUCGCCACUCCCAAGAAUCCAAGAAGAUCAUAGGAAGAAGGAAUUUAAUUCCAGUUUGUGUAGGAAAAGUCUCUUUAAUCUACUUCAGGACAAAGCCGUUGUGAGGUUAAGGGGAAAGGGAAGGAAGGUGAAGAAGGCGAAGUUGAUCAAAGAGAGGAAAUUGGGCCGAGGACUCAAGGAAAAGAGACCACAUAACCUGUUGGGAAAAACACGAGUAGGACGACUCUAG